AUGUCAAAAACGAACCCUUACACUGUAGUCAGUUUGGCUACUAGUAGUGGUCCUUUAGCUCAAGUUUGGUUGGCUGCUAAUAUGUCAAAUUUACCAAGAGGUACUGUUCUACAAACAAGUAUAUCAAAAUCUGCAAAUGAAAUUGCAAAAGUUUCUGGCUGUACCGAAGAUGAUAUGGAAGGAAGUGAAGAAAAUGGAAGUAAUAACACUGUCGAACAUAUUGCUUUACGUACCUCUGGUGAACUAUUACACGGUAUAGUUCGUGUUUAUUCCAAACAAGCUGCAUUCCUUUUAAGUGAUAUAAAAGAUACUUUAAUUAAAAUCAGUUCUUUGUUUAAAUCAAACCAAAGAAUCAGUGUUACUCUGAGUAAAGAAAAUACAAUUGCUAAAGUAGACCAAUUGAUCUUAGAAGAUGCAGUCACUGAAAGAGAAGUCUUGAUUACUCCAGGUCUAGAAUUCUUACAAGAAACAACAAUUCCUGAAGGUUUGAUGAAUAAUCAAGAUAACUCAAUGCAAAGAAAGGUUACAGGUGCAAUGGCAACCUCUGUAAAUGGAUUGAAUACUGGCAAUGCUCCUUGGGAUACAUCAAUCGAAGUAGGAAGAAGAUUCAACCCAGAUGAUGAUAUAGAAAAUCAUCAUUCUUCCACAUUAAAUUUAGAUUUCGAUAUCGAUGACCAUAAUUCAAAAACUUGGGACGAAGGUACUCGUACUACAAAUUCACAAUUAACUCAAAAUAGUAAAAUAUUAAACGGUAAUUUGGAUAAUUUUGGUCAGUUGAUUCAAGAAGAUGAUUUUCCAAUUGAUGACAAUGAAAAUAUGGAUUGGGAUCUUGGUAUUAGAGAGGAUGGCAACGAGGUCCCAGAAGAAGAUAGAUCACUAGAAGUAGGUAGAAGAGCAGAUGUAACUGUUAUAGAAGAGCCUACAGAUUUUGGUUUCGAUUUAGAUAUAGGGAAAGAUAUAAAUGAGGAAGAAAAUGAAACCAGAUUGGAGUUGAAUGCUAAUUUGAGCCAAAACGAAAAACAAGAGCCUAAAAUUGCAAAGUUACCAAAAAAUAAAGAGCUAGCAAAUGCCAAAAAAAUUCUAGAAGACAAAGAAAUUGAAUUAAGUGACGAUGUUGUCAAACAUAAUAAACCAGAAACCUACGAACAAGAAGAUGUAUAUAACCAAGAGUUUGAGGGUGAAACAAGAUUAACACAGAAAAGAUUAUUAGAAGAAAUUGCUCAAAAUAUGAGCUUCUUACCGCAAAGUAUAUUUGAAAACUUUGUUCACUCUCAAAGGUUCAAAAGACAAAAAUUGCCUGACAUUGAUAUUGAAGAACCUCAAUUAAAUAUAAGUUUUGAUGGUGAUGAUUUUGUUGCAGGAUCUGGUAUCGAUAGCAGCAUGAUGGCAUUAAAUGAUGAAGAUGAACAUGAAAGUGAUCAUUUCAUGCCAAUAGAUGCAGACCUUGGACAAGAUCCGGUUGAUGAACUAAUUGUAGAAUCUGAUAACAUGCCACCAACACAAAAUGAAAAAGUCACACUAUCUUCAGGUGAAGUAGUAUCAAAAACAACUGCAGCUAUGGCAGAAUUAUUAAGAACACAAUUUAUUGAUGAUGAUACCUUAACAUUCACUAAUGUUCUUAAGGCUAAAGUAGAAAUUGAAGAUGACGUUUCAAAUAAAACUGAAAUUACAAAAAGUGAGGCAAGUAAAAGUUUUUUCGAAAUGUUGUCUCUUGCUACAGCUAAUUGUAUCGAUUUAGACCAAAAUGAAACAUUUGGUGAAAUUUCAAUAAAUACAAGACCAGCCUUGUAUGAAAAAUUCAUAACUGUCUAA
This is a messenger RNA of Vanderwaltozyma polyspora DSM 70294, 1812 nucleotides long. It is a transcript of the gene MCD1, whose product is annotated as kleisin alpha. The record is from RefSeq and is a predicted model, not a curated record. The transcript has a single exon. Gene Ontology annotation, biological process: mitotic sister chromatid cohesion; synaptonemal complex assembly; replication-born double-strand break repair via sister chromatid exchange. Bases 1 to 1812 code for a protein of 603 amino acids. Gene Ontology annotation, molecular function: protein binding; chromatin binding. Lineage: Eukaryota; Fungi; Ascomycota; Saccharomycetes; Saccharomycetales; Saccharomycetaceae. Gene Ontology annotation, cellular component: cohesin complex; synaptonemal complex.